This is a messenger RNA of Aspergillus bombycis, 1326 nucleotides long. RefSeq names its product duf895 domain membrane protein. Lineage: Eukaryota; Fungi; Ascomycota; Eurotiomycetes; Eurotiales; Aspergillaceae. The record is from RefSeq and is a predicted model, not a curated record. The transcript is spliced from 2 exons. The coding region runs from base 1 to 1326 and encodes 441 amino acids.
AUGACAGCGAGCGGCAAGCACGGAGAGCAAGUAUCGCAAACAAUACCAGACAAUGGCGCGAACCACCUGCAAAAAAGGCGAUCCUUCUUUCGCAGCACCCUAUUCCAAAUCAUUGUCGUCGGCCUCUGCGCCUUCUGUGCCCCAGGGAUAUGGAGCGCCAUGAACGGCCUGGGCGUGGGUGGAUCACAAAGUCCGAACCUGGUGAACGCCGCCAACGCCCUGCUGUACGCGUUUAUGACAGUAACCUGCUUUGCCGGCCCCUGGCUAACGAACAUAAUCGGGUUUAGCUACACGUUGGCAAUCGGUUCAAUCGGCUACCCGCUCUACGCCGCAGGUCUGUACCUGAACAACCGCACCGGCGCAACCUGGCUCGUCUAUCUUGGCUCCAUAACCUGCGGACUCAGCGCCGGCUUCUUCUGGAGCGUUGAAGGCGCCAUCGCCACAGGCUAUCCGGAGCAGCACAAACGAGGUCGGUACAUCGCAACGUGGUUCACAUUCCGGAAUUUUGGAAACAUCAUCGGCGGAGCCAUCUCCCUGGGGAUCAACCACAAUGUCAACCAACGCGGGCAGGUAGGUUACCAAACCUAUCUCGGCUUCAUCGCCAUCCAAUGCCUGGGUCUCGUGUUUGGCCUUCUACUAUCGAACCCAGAGAAAGUCCAACGCGACGACGGAACUCGCAUUGAAGCACCCAGGGAUAUCAACUGGCGGACAGAACUCCGGGCCAUGUGGCGUCUCGCCCGAAGUAAAUCCAUCCUCCUCCUCACACCCCUGUUCUGGGCACUCGGCAGCUUCCUCUCGGCCGUAGUCGGCACACUAGCUACCUGGCUGGGCGGUACACUCGUCGACCUGCCCUGGCUUCCAAGCCGGAAGGCAAGAGCUAUAACAACAUACGCCCUCAUUGCAGCCAUGAACACCACAACGUGGAUAUGGGCUGUGGUCAUUCAAAACGAAUACAGACACACGAAGCCGGUGCUGGACUGGGCGGACCAAAGUGCGUUUGGGCGCGGCUUUGGGGUCUACAUGUUCGAGCGGAUCAGCUUGGGCAUGGUCGAGAACUAUAUUUACUGGUGUAUUGGGAAUCUGUCGGAUUCGCCCGGUGAUCAGAUUAGAUAUAGCUCUUUGUUGAGGGGGAUUGAGACUGCCGGUGUGGCGGUCGGGUUUGGGGUACAGGCUGUGCCGACGGCUUUGAUUGUUACUGCGGCGAUUAAUCUGGGUUUGUGGUGUUUUGCGUUGCCCUUCAGCUACUAUGCUACCCUCGGGGUGGUGAGGAAGUUCGCGAAGAUGGGGUUGAUAGGGCAAGAGGAUAGACCUGAAGGCAGACAUUAA